CCGAACGGCGGGAAGCCCGGAGGGGGGCGGGGACUGCGACUGAGACCCCGCCUCCGGCAGCAGUCCUCAACCAGGUCGGACCGACAGCAAUAUACAGGCGCUGGGGUUCCGUUUCUCGCUACAACCUUUGUGGUUGAGCGAGUGACAGCAUGUCUGGCAGAGGCAAAGGCGGGAAGGGGCUCGGCAAGGGUGGCGCCAAGCGCCACCGCAAGGUGCUGCGCGACAACAUCCAGGGCAUCACCAAGCCGGCCAUCCGCCGCCUGGCUCGGCGCGGCGGCGUCAAGCGCAUCUCGGGGCUCAUCUACGAGGAGACGCGCGGCGUGCUGAAGGUCUUCCUGGAGAACGUCAUCCGCGACGCCGUCACCUACACCGAGCACGCCAAGAGGAAGACGGUGACGGCUAUGGACGUGGUCUACGCCCUCAAGCGCCAGGGACGACGGCCCCCAGAGCUACUCCAUCUACGGGCUGCUCCGCAGGACAUGGCGCGCACGAAGCAGACGGCGCGUAAGUCGACGGGCGGGAAGGCGCCCCGCAAGCAGCUGGCCACCAAGGCGGCCCGCAAGAGCGCGCCGGCCACGGGCGGCGUCAAGAAGCCGCACCGCUACCGGCCCGGCACGGUGGCGCUGCGCGAGAUCCGCCGCUACCAGAAGUCGACGGAGCUGCUGAUCCGCAAGCUGCCCUUCCAGCGCCUGGUGCGCGAGAUCGCGCAGGACUUCAAGACCGACCUGCGCUUCCAGAGCUCGGCCGUCAUGGCGCUGCAGGAGGCCAGCGAGGCUUACCUGGUGGGGCUCUUCGAGGACACCAACCUGUGCGCCAUCCACGCCAAGCGCGUCACCAUCAUGCCCAAGGACAUCCAGCUCGCCCGCCGCAUCCGCGGAGAGCGCAAACGCCGGGAUGGGCGGGCAGAGAGCAGCGGCGGGGAGCAGCGGCGGGGCGGGAGCGCCGAGCGCGGUCCCGCAUUGGUCGGAUUUUGCCGCAGACCCACGGGGAGGGACGGGGAAGGGAGCGCCGCCGCCCCUGCUCCGGGUACCGGCGGAGAGGCAGCGCUGCCGCGGAACUGUCACCCGCGCAGGGGACACGGCCGGAAUGGCACAGGAAAGCAGCAAAGGGACGCGCGGGCUGACAGCGGGCAGGGGCAGCGCAGCGCGACCCCGCUGCGGGAAGGGCGGUGCGGGGCCCGGCCCAGCCCGGCAGAGGCGGAACCGCCGCGCGCGCCUGAGAUCCAGAGCCGGGAAAGAGCCUCGGCCACCGAACGGCGGGAAGCCCGGAGGGGGGCGGGGACUGCGACUGAGACCCCGCCUCCGGCAGCAGUCCUCAACCAGACGUUCCUUGCGGGAGGCAGUGUCAUGUCUGGCAGAGGCAAAGGCGGGAAGGGGCUCGGCAAAGGCGGCGCCAAGCGCCACCGCAAGGUGCUGCGCGACAACAUCCAGGGCAUCACCAAGCCGGCCAUCCGCCGCCUGGCUCGACGCGGCGGCGUCAAGCGCAUCUCGGGGCUCAUCUACGAGGAGACGCGCGGCGUGCUGAAGGUCUUCCUGGAGAACGUCAUCCGCGACGCCGUCACCUACACCGAGCACGCCAAGAGGAAGACGGUGACGGCCAUGGACGUGGUCUACGCCCUCAAGCGCCAGGGACGCACCCUCUACGGCUUCGGCGGCUAAACUCAAAAAAGUCGCAGAAGUCAUUGUUAAAAUCACCAAGGCUCUUUUCAGAGCCACCCACAAAUUUUACAAAGAGAGCUGUUUGUUACUGCAGAGAUUGUGGAUGCAAAUGAAAAGUUGCUAACUCAGCAGUUGUACGAUAUUACAUUCUAAUAGAACGUGUUAUUUACUCUU
Chiroxiphia lanceolata (lance-tailed manakin) is the source of this 1832-nucleotide messenger RNA. RefSeq lists its product as uncharacterized. The transcript is spliced from 6 exons. Gene Ontology annotation, molecular function: DNA binding; structural constituent of chromatin; protein heterodimerization activity. Lineage: Eukaryota; Metazoa; Chordata; Aves; Passeriformes; Pipridae. The record is from RefSeq and is a predicted model, not a curated record. Gene Ontology annotation, biological process: nucleosome assembly. The coding region runs from base 150 to 1658 and encodes 502 amino acids. Gene Ontology annotation, cellular component: nucleosome.